AUGGCGGCCAACAACAACAGCAGCUCUUCUAGUGGGAAUGUCACGCCGGAUGAGAAGGAUCCUCAGCAAAUGGUGGAUUUGAGGAGGGAUUUGGAUAAGACAUUCAGCCAUCAAUCUCGACAAGCAGAAUACAGCAACAGCAAUAACAGCACUCCACUACAUUACACCAACUCUGCGGAACAGAAACGACAGCCGACCCAAGCGAGAAGCGGUGGAUCGAUGGCGGCGGCGAUGAAUGGCCUCAUGCCGGAUUAUCAUGGCGCUACAAUGGCACUGAAUGACACACCUGCGACGACUGCGCCAAGCAGCCCGCGAAUGUUGGGCAUGGGCAAGACCUCUGCGCCCAUUUCUGCGCCCAGCAGUAACGCUGGUAGCGACUCGGCGCAAGGAGGACCCACGAUCAAACUUCCCAUGCCGAUCCGACAAAAUUCGGGAACCUCAACGCCGCGGAUAAGACCCACGACGUUGGAUGUUCCAGGGCUGACGAAGAGCAAGGUAUCUCCAGAUGGAAGGAUCGCGCAAAGAGAUGUCGGCGCCAAGUUGGUGGUGGUCAUGGUUGGACUUCCCGCCAGAGGAAAGAGUUACAUCACCAAGAAGUUGGCCAGAUAUCUCAAUUGGUUGCAACAUGAUACCAAGAUCUUCAACGUUGGAGCAAGGCGGCGGACAGUAGCUGGAGGUCCAAACUCUCUAGAGAAGACUCGCAGUAAUACAGGACGCCGGACCUCGCAUAUGCCACCUCCAAAUGCGGAUCAAUCCUCCCAGCAGGAUGUGGCUCCCACGAAGGCUGGCCAGCCGCAAUCCGUCGCUCAAAUCAUGCUUAAUGGUGAGWCAAAGCUUUCCGCACCUGCCACGCCUGUGGUAUCCCGCCAUAAUUCUACUGUUGAAAGCGCCAACGAUCUUGAACGGACGCCGAGUUUGGCAACUAGAGUGUUGUCACACGACGCUCCUGAGAUUGUUGCAGAGCCAGAGGACGACGAGGCGGCCAUGCAGCAGGAUGCCAGCUUUUUCGACCCACAAAAUAAGAAGGCAUCUCAGAUCCGUGAGCAAGUCGCACAGGAAACGCUCGACGAGCUUCUCGACUACAUUCUUGAAGGACAGGGAUCUGUUGGCAUUCUCGAUGCCACAAACAGCACCGCAGAACGUCGCAAGAUGAUUAUGGAUCGUAUUCGAGCUCGUGCGGGACCGCAAUUGAAUGUGCUCUUCUUGGAGUCAUGCUGUCUUGACAACGAUCUUCUCGAAGCCAACAUGCGCUUGAAAUUGAACGGACCCGACUAUCGAGAUAUGGACCCAGCGAUUGCGUUGGAAGAUUUCAAGAAGCGAGUUCAUGAGUACGAGAAAGCAUACGUGCCUUUGGGAGAAUAUGAAGAAAAGCACAACAUGCCAUAUAUCCAGAUGAUCGAUGUCGGCCGAAAGGUCAUCAGCCAUCAGAUCAAAGGGUUUCUCAUGGCACAGGCAAACUAUUAUCUCCUCAACUUCAAUCUAGCGCCGCGUCAAAUAUGGAUCACUAGGCAUGGCCUGAGCUUGGAUAACGUCUCGGGCAAGAUCGGCGGCGACAGCGACCUAGCACCGGAAGGACUUCAAUACGCACAAUCUCUAACCCGCUUCAUGAAUGAGAAGAGGAGAGAAUGGGAUCUCAAGCAGAUCGAGAAUCUCCGCAAGACCCAUUUCCCACCCCAACCAGGCGACGCAACGCCACCCAACCCCCACUACACUCCUCAAUCACCGGGCUCUGUUGCAUCCCACGAUGCCGAUCUGUUCGCGGAAGGAGAGCAACUAGGCUACGAAUCGAAAUCCUUUUGCGUGUGGACAAGCAUGCUCAAGCGAAGCAUUCAAACGGCACAAUACUUUGACGACGACGACUACGACAGCAAGCAAAUGCGCAUGCUGGAUGAACUCAACGCAGGAGUCAUGGAAGGCCUUACAUAUUCCUGCAUCUCCACCCAAUACCCGGAUGAAUUCCGCAGCCGUAAAGCCGACAAACUCCACUAUCGCUACCCCGGACCCGGAGGGGAGGGAUAUCUCGACAUCAUCAAUCGCUUGAGACCCGUGAUUGUGGAGUUGGAGCGCAUGACGGAUCAUGUGCUGCUCGUCGGUCACCGUAGUGUGGCGAGGGUGCUGUUGGCUUACUUCCGGGGGUUGGGAAGGGAAGAGGUGGCGGAUUUGGAUGUUCCGUUGGGGAUGUUGUAUUGUUUGGAGCCCAAGCCGUAUGGAGUGGACUUUCAGGCUUAUCGGUGGGAUCGUAAUGAUCAGUGGUUCCAUCUUGUGCCGGGGUUCGAGUUGAAGAGGGAUGUGGAUGACAUGACUUGA
This is a messenger RNA of Ramularia collo-cygni, 2307 nucleotides long. RefSeq names its product related to 6-phosphofructo-2-kinase 1. Gene Ontology annotation, molecular function: 6-phosphofructo-2-kinase activity; ATP binding. The transcript has a single exon. The record is from RefSeq and is a predicted model, not a curated record. Lineage: Eukaryota; Fungi; Ascomycota; Dothideomycetes; Mycosphaerellales; Mycosphaerellaceae. Gene Ontology annotation, biological process: fructose metabolic process; fructose 2,6-bisphosphate metabolic process. Gene Ontology annotation, cellular component: cytosol. The coding region runs from base 1 to 2307 and encodes 768 amino acids.